Messenger RNA from Strongylus vulgaris, 782 nucleotides. NCBI's taxonomy places the organism in Eukaryota, Metazoa, Nematoda, Chromadorea, Rhabditida, Strongylidae. The record is from the annotation of a GenBank genome assembly.
AUGCUUGCCGCUCCAUCGCUUGUCUCGUUGGCAGAGAAGAGUCUUGCCAACUAUGUCCUUGGUGGAGGAUUACUACCUCUCAACAACAACGCCGCUUUCAUUCGUGAAUCUACGGCUGUCAUCGUUACGAUCGUAGACCAGAAUGAUCGUGCUAUAGCAUGUGGAGCUGUUUCGAUGUAUUCAGCAAAGCAGGCUUACUGCGUUCUUGGAGAAGUUGCGGAAGACUAUCGGAACUGUACCAUAUGGAUAGAAGAGGUGCCGACUGAGAAGAAGGAGUCGCGUGUUUAUCGGGUAGAGUUCGGAACAGGCCCACUUUCAAAAGAGCCAACACUGCUACACCUUGUUGACGCACUUGUGGAAUCCAGUGUAGGCAAAAUCAACCUUGAUCUGAACAAAAAUCUGACUAUUGACUUGUUUGAAGGAAAAGAGAAAAACAGCGAGGAGUUUGUUGCGCAAUGGCGUGAUAUCUCAGGAUUUGUAGUUUCGGAUAAGUUUAGAUUCGAAGAGGUACUUAUCGACAGAUCUUAUUUGAUUGGUCUGAAGCAAGUUGAAAGUGCUAUCAUCAUCGAAAACAUAGAUAAGGAGAAUCUUCUUCCGGUGCUCGACUACGAUGGAGAAGUUUCAAUCUACGAUCGCACAGAACACGUGACAGCUCUAUUACGCACACCUGGAAUUAAUGGUUACGUAGCUCUUCGAGACGGUCAACCAUGCGGAUAUGCGUUAGCAUGCAAAAAUCGUAUUCUGCUAUGCUACGCAGAAAAUGAAGAAGUUUUCAAGUAAGG